AUGCCACGACGUUUGGCCUUAGAACCUUGCCUUAAUGAUGUAGGUAAUGUAUCUCAGGCUUUAUCUUCACUCGGAUUUCAGGUGCAUUUUGUGAAAGAUCUUAGCUAUAAAUCGAUGAAAUCCAUGACUGAUCAAUUUGUCAAUUCGAUUCAACCAGAUGUUAUUGUUAUACUCUAUUUCUCUGGCCAUGCUUGUCAAUUUAAUGAUAACAAUUAUUUAAUUCCAAUGAAUGCUGAUGAAAUUUGGACUGGCAAUGUCAAUUCGACUGCAAUUGAUGCUCAAAAUCUUAUUAGUGCGAUGGAUAGCAAACAUCCAAGACUCAUAAUGCGUAUCCUCGGAUGA
This is a messenger RNA of Rotaria sp. Silwood2, 342 nucleotides long. Lineage: Eukaryota; Metazoa; Rotifera; Eurotatoria; Philodinida; Philodinidae. The record is from the annotation of a GenBank genome assembly.